UGAAACUAGAUUAUUGAGUUUAUUCUGUGUGGCAGCUAGUCAAGAGGGCGAGUACAGGACGGGUUUCGAGGCCCUUUUAUUUUUCAUAGUUUUUGCACUCUAAAUCGAACAGACGUUACUAAUUUGUGUAAAUACGAAAGUCGGGCGGCCCUACCUAGUGUCUCAAAAAGUUUCCGUGCAGUGAUCGUGUCGAAAUUGAGCAUCGAGGAACACCUUCAGACGAAAUAUGGAUAAAAGAAAACUCUCGACGUCCGGAGAUUCAUUAUAUCAAAUAUUGGGCCUUCAAAAAACUGCGACAGCAGAUGAUAUUAAAAAAACUUACAGAAAACUAGCACUUAAAUAUCAUCCAGAUAAAAAUCCAAAUAAUACGGAAGCAGCGGACAAGUUUAAAGAAGUUAAUCGAGCACAUUCAAUCUUAAGUGAUUUGACAAAAAGAAAUAUUUAUGACAAUUACGGAUCGCUUGGUCUAUAUAUUGCUGAGCAAUUCGGAGAAGAAAAUGUUAACGCUUACUUUGUAGUUACUUCGCCUGCUUGCAAGGCAAUCUUCCUAUGCUGUGCAGUCAUCACAGGCUGUUAUUGUUGUUGCUGUUGCUGCUGCUGUUGUAACUUCUGCUGCGGCAAAUAUAAACCAGCGCCACACGAUGGUUCAGGAGACUACCACCAUCUUAAUCGAAUUAAGCGAGACGGUGGGAAUGCGAGUGGUUCGUCAAUGGGCACGCGGGACCUACGUUCCGGGAAAGAAGACUUCAACGACAUAGAUGACGUUCGCACUGGAGGGGCUCCGGUUACCACACAACCACAACCUGGUCAAGGAGCAGGGGCUGGAAUGCCAGCUUUCGCAAUGCCAGCUCCUCCAGCUGAACCUCACAGCACUAAUCCUUUCACAUCAGCCGCUACAGAAUCCACAUCUUUGAAUACAACGGAACAAGCAACAUAUACACCAGGUAUUCGACCAACUAAUUCCGCACCGAUCGAUGUACCGCCGAGACCAAAUCAUUUCGAUAGUCAGUUAUCAUUUCGAUAAUCAGAUCUCAUCUACGUUAUCAUUAAGAGAAAAUUAUAGUUGUUAGGCAAUGGAGCAGGCAGGUUUAACAUCAUCUCCACGGCACGGCUAAACACCCUCUUGGAUUUUUAAAUAAUUCAUCCAAAUAAGAACAUUAAUUAUAAUAAUAAGUGAAUUUUGUUCGUGAUUAAAAACGAAUAAGCAAAUGAUUUUAGUUAAUUGUUUUAAGAGCAUUAAUGUGUCCAUAAUUCAAAAGUUUGAAGGUAAAACAUCUUGAAAUAUUACUUAAUUAUCAAAAAUUAUCUAUAAAUAUGUAAUACGCGUAUUUCACCUUUUCAAAUUAAGCGUUGAAAUCUUGAAAUAAGUUUCUUCCCCUCUUAUAAUUUCAUAGUUAGUUGAAAAGGAUUUAUCUCGUUAGAAACUGUAUAUAUUCUCGAAGUAUGUACUUUGGCAGCAGAUUUGGGAUGCGGCGACUAUAUAUGUAUUGUAUGUUUACAUGUAUUUUUUAACACAGUAUUUUAUUUAUUUUAUUCAUUUUUUUCAAUUUGAAAUGAAGGCAAGUGUUUUCUAUCGGCAUCUCUAGUAUUAUCAACAAUAGGUUAUAUGCGAAAUUUUCAAUUGUGGUGAUAUUCUCUUUGACAUUUUCCCCCCUACAUAUUUUCAAACAAUCCAUUUGCAUAGUGAUCUGACUGCCGUAGCCGAAAAGUUGAUGUUUAUUUUUGUAAUAUAGAUCUAAACAUAUUAAAAAAGUGAAUAUCUUAAAAUAUUUAUUCAAGCAGAAUUAAUACAACAUGUAAUUUGCUAUUAAUAGUGCUCUGUUUUAUCUGAAAGAAAUGCAACACUUUCAAAUAUUACCCCAGUCGCUCCAUCUAACACAGAUUCUUCUCGAACUACAGUGAAAAAUGAAGACGAUAGCUGGCGAAUUUGUUACGGCAAAACAUUGUGAACAUUUUCAAAUGUUAGUAAUUGAAUAUUGUUGUAAUCUAAUAAUAUAUAAAGUCUUAUGGGUAGAAUAAAUAUUCGACAAUAUCUUCUAUUUUUUAGUUUCAUGUAAAGCGAAUUAGAUGUAGGUGAAACUUCAUUGAAUUCUGAAUUGGGAAGGAAUAGGUUUUAGUAUUUGCAUAUAUUUUACGCAUUUCAUAAAUUACAUGUGAAAUACCUGGUGGAGUACCCUGAUAUGUCCAUAAGCAACUUACAUCAGAUCGCGCGGUCAAGCAAUCGCCGCACUUUGGUUUUUAUCCGUAAAAGACGCAAGAAUACUUUGAUUUGGUUUACAAAAUUAUUCAGAAAAACAACUCUACAUUUAGGGCAUAAAACCGACUUUGUGAAUAUACUAUAUAUGGCUUCCUUUUUCAAUAUAUAAGGCUUCGUACAAGGUAGUGUAUUCUAAGCAGAAACAAUAGAUAUUCGGUUAUAAUAAGCAUCUGACGCGUGAAUUAACGAUUGUCUACCAAUCACUAGUUGCUUUGUAUAUAUAAUCUUGCAGUUUCUGCACACUCUUUAUGUGUAAGUAGUGUUCAUAAUCAGAAAUUUUCGGUCAUAUUGGAGUACUCAUUCACUAGGGUCGUUUAUCCAUUUUAUUGAGGCACGUUUCCUUUUACUGUUACUAUUUUCAUAACCAAUGAUAUUGCAUCGAACGAUAUUAUUUGUAAACAAUACCCGUAUUCUCUUGUUCAUUAACUUCAUUAAGCAAUGAAAGUCUAUUAACUAGAAUUAUUGAUGUAUGUCUGAAAUCAUGUGAACUAAGCAUUAAUUUCAUUAUAUUAACCAUCGUUGAUUGACAUUUCAAUUCAUUAUAUGAAAGUGGUUUCCGACGAAAUCAACGAUUAUGGAAAAAUGCGAUUCCAAUAAUUCGCAAAAUCUAUAAUAGGAAUCUUUCGGCCAUUAUUAUAGCAAAUUCACAUUCGUGUAUAUUGGAAAGCUAAAAAAUAAAGAUUUACUUGAAUUUCAAAUUGAAA
Hermetia illucens (black soldier fly) is the source of this 2961-nucleotide messenger RNA. RefSeq names its product dnaJ homolog subfamily C member 5 homolog (gene Csp). NCBI's taxonomy places the organism in Eukaryota, Metazoa, Arthropoda, Insecta, Diptera, Stratiomyidae. Gene Ontology annotation, cellular component: type Is terminal bouton. The coding region runs from base 227 to 1024 and encodes 265 amino acids. The record is from RefSeq and is a predicted model, not a curated record. The transcript is spliced from 9 exons. Gene Ontology annotation, biological process: regulation of neuromuscular synaptic transmission.